Messenger RNA from Paraglomus brasilianum, 1680 nucleotides. Lineage: Eukaryota; Fungi; Glomeromycota; Glomeromycetes; Paraglomerales; Paraglomeraceae. The record is from the annotation of a GenBank genome assembly.
AUGGCAGGCCGUGAGAAAUUGCAGAGAUUCGAGGGUUUAAGACGUGACUUUUUCUAUUGCAGAGGUCGACAGAUGUCUAAGCUGUUUUUAGAACUUCCUGAUCAAGAAGACUAUCCCGAUUAUUACGAAGAGAUUGCUAGACCCAUUGCCUUGGACAUUAUUAAAGAGAAAAUCGAAACCGGAAAAUACCACGACAUUCUUGGUUUAGGGGCCGAUCUUAAUUUGAUGUUUGAAAAUGCGAAACAGUACAAUGCGGAAGGAUCACAAAUUUAUAAUGACGCCCUUUUUUUACAAAGCUUGUCGGCAAAGUUGAUUGCCGCCGAGCAUCCGCAGAGAGGAAAAUUGAUGCAAACUGAUCCCGAGAUCAAUGAUGCUGAUUACAUGGACUUGACCGAAGUAGAACAUAAUGGAGAGAUAUAUCGAGUCGGUGACUACGUGCACAUUCGCAAUGAAGAUGGUUUGGCAAAACCAAAUGUGGCACAUAUCUUUCGACUAUGGAAAAAUCAAAACGGCGAAGUAGGCGUUAAUGUCUGUUGGUACUACCAUCCAGAACAAACGGUCCACCAAGCUACCCGUUCCUUUUACGAAAACGAAAUUUUCAAAACAAAUGCUUAUAAUGAAUAUCUUAUUUCCGAAGUAAUUGAGAAAGUUUUUGCCGUUCCUGUUCGUGAAGCAAUGAAAGGUCGUCCAAAAAACAGCGCGGGAAAAACCGUCUACGUGUGCGAAUCGCGCUACAACGAAUCUGGUAAAAACUUUUCCAAAAUUAAAAACUGGAGCAGUACCUAUGCUCCAGGAUUUGCUGGACGCGUGGAAAUGGAAUACUAUCCCCAAAUGAUUAGUCUUAAGCGGAUCAAGAGUCCGCUUGCUGGAGCAUUCGAAAUGAUAAAGACGAAGCCCAAACAGGAGGAAUCUUCCCCGCAGUUAGCCUCGGUUAGUCAUCAGCAGGUGUCACAACAAACUAGAACAGCCUCGCCUUUAACUAGUCAAGUCUCUUUACAAUCAGUUGAUAAUAGUAAUACGACUUUGCUUUCACAAUAUCAAUCACCGGCGAUACAAGCACAGUCGUCGAUAUCCUCACGAAUUGAGAGCGUUCCUUCGCCAAUACCGCAUUACGAUGGAUAUAACAAUAAUAACAUUUCGACUUCUGAGUAUAAAGUAAAAGGGUCUAGUAAUGCACCGCAAUAUACAACGCAACAUACGACACAACACACGACGCAACAUACAACGCAACAUACCACGCAACAUACAGCACAGCAUACAGCGCAACAUACAGCGCAGCAUAACAUGCAAACACAACCGAGUGGACAUUCAAGUCAAACAACAAGGGUAAUGUCUUUGUCGGCGGAGACUGGUGAAAUUCUCUGGUUCGCUACGCCACCGGUUGAUGUGGCACCCUUGUCGCGACCGCAGCACUCGAAGCUCUAUAUGGAGAAGCGGGGUGAGCUUCUAGCUGAAAGGGAAAACGUCAAUCGAUGUGGUGCCCGACCAGAUGUGGCCACAGGUAUGCCGAUGGUUAUGCCAACAUCCGCGCCAUCAAAAGUUUCAACCUCCUUUAAUGCGCCUGAUAAUCCAAACAUACCGUUUGGGGAAGCGGAGGCCACGGUUGCUCAAUGUCUUUUAUUUCUAGCAAAUGCAUGGAAAACGGAAGCGCUAGACCUCGCAAACAACAUAAAACGAUGA